AGGCAGCAAGGAGGACAACGCUGUGAGAAGGUUGAUGCUUUCAUCGCCAUGGCCAACCGGAGCAGACUAAACUUUAUCCCCAGUGGUCGACAACUGCCCAGAACCCCGCCUGUGGUCCAAGUGAAGCAAGAGUUGGAUUUUUCCAGUGAGGAUCUAACUAGUGAAGAACCUUUGACCUGCGAGGAGAUGACUGAGUGGGCCAGCGGAGAACAACUGGAUUCAAAGGUCAACACAGCGGGUACAACGAUAGGUUGUGCAGAUUGCUCAGACUCCUUGCUGAGGGGCAUGAAGGGAUAUGAGCUCACCACGAACGACCUGGACUUCAUCAGGAUGUUGAAGGUGGACAAACGAUCCAAGCUGCUGGAGGAACAGCUGAAGGAGGUGCACAAGGAGUUGAUGAGCGAAACGGCGGCCUUGGAACUUGCGCUGGCCUCCAGGGAGAAAAUGUGUGCUCACCUUGGGAAGUUCCCAUCAAGCUCAGAGCUUGCUGAGCUUCUCAAGCUAGUGCUCAGAGUCACGUCGCCUGCAAUGGAAGUGUCGGAGCUGGACACCAGAUCACUGCUGGCCAGGGUGACGAGGGAAGACGUAGAUGUGGCACUGAGUGAGAAGAGAAAAGCCAUCAGUCAGCUGGAGAAGAUGGCGUCUCGCCAGAGGAUGAAGGACACAAAGGAGCGGGGACGGCUGGAGAAACAACUUGCCAGUGGUCAGCUGCUCAUUCAGCAGCUCAUCUGUGACUUGUCAGAUCUCACAUCCAAACUGGCUCAGCAAGACGAGCUAAAGGAUGGUGGUGGCCCAACAGAGGAGGUGCAAGCAGCUGAAGGUCCUGUGAAGGACCCAGAAAAGGUCAAGAGAAAGAUUGUUGCUCCAAAGAAAAGUCGGCCAGCAGACCAGGACAAAAGUAGCAGCAAAUCCAAGAAAACAUCUUUAAAGACUACCACGGCCUCCACUAGACAACAAAUGUUGGCAGACAAUACGGAGCCUGUGCAGGGUCCCCGAGGGAGGCAAAAACCUGUUGGACCCUCAAAGGGUUCGGCCUCACAGGUGAAACAUGGCAGACAGGCAAAGAACUCUAUACCUGCUCAUCAGAAAGCGGAGGCGGAACCAAUGCUGGUUCUGAGACGGUCUAAGAGGAUUGCCAACAGGAAGUGAUGGUGGACUCUUACUUUUUUUUUUUUUUUUUUGUAAGACUAUGUAUUGUUUGAAUUUAUGUGCUUUGGAAAAUUAAAGUGAUGCCCUGCAAAUUUAUGG
Messenger RNA from Doryrhamphus excisus (bluestripe pipefish), 1248 nucleotides. Lineage: Eukaryota; Metazoa; Chordata; Actinopteri; Syngnathiformes; Syngnathidae. The record is from RefSeq and is a predicted model, not a curated record.